Molecule: messenger RNA, 5133 nt
Organism: Babesia bigemina
Lineage: Eukaryota; Apicomplexa; Aconoidasida; Piroplasmida; Babesiidae
Exons: 1
Coding region: 1-5133 (1710 amino acids)
Source: RefSeq, a predicted model, not a curated record
AUGGGAUUUUUGAGUGGUGUUCUCAGUAACAUCAAGGACCAUUUAGGGCAGCAUAACAAUACUUUAAAUGAAGCCAUUAAGUCACUUAACACCAAUAAACACGCCGGUAAAAAAGGUUUUAAUGUUGCGAUUGCGCAGGUGGUCAAAGGGGUGCGGGGGUAUAAUGAUGGUGUUAGAAAAAGUAAUUUGAAAGUAAGGAAACAAAUAGAAAAUUUCGAAAGAGAAAUUAACACGCUAAAAAUGAAGAUAAAUGACAUAAAUGGAAAAAUCGAUACACGUUUUCAUUCAGAAGCCGAGAAGGCAGAAAUGUCUGUUAGAAAUGCGUCGUCAGAGUGUCAACAGUAUGCUGCGACGUUCAAUGAGACUUUCAAUCUGAAUACGAAAACAGAGAUGAAAAACGAUAUUAAUGAUUUGAAUCAUCCGCUGUCACUCAAAGUAAUAAAAGCUGUAGGCUUCGUCAAAGAUGAAAGUGAGAGAUUCAAGAAGUUGUCAGAUAAGGAAAGCAGAGACUUUGAUACUAUGAAGUCUAGGAUCGAGAGUGUCUGUACGGAUCAUGGAAAAAAAGUUAAUGCGCAUAUAUGUAAGGAAGUGACUGAACUUGUCACGAAAUUGCGGAUGUUGGUCCGGGCAAUUUUGGAUGAGCUGAAAACAAUUGAAAAAAGCUUGUUCGAGUAUGUGCAGGAUCUGACUAAAUGGAUUAAGCAGGCAGACGCUGCCGUGGAAGCGGCGUUAGAAAAGGUUCAUAUAAUCAUUACUGCAGUUAGCGAAGACUCUGUCUUCAGCAAUGUCAAGCCGAUUAAGGACGCUGCCCAAGAGCUGUACGACCGAGCAUUCGAGUUAUUCGAUGCUGGGAACAAGGCCAACAAAGCAGCUGACGAGCACGUAAAAGCAGCGCUUGGGAAGGUGAAAGAAAUGGACGGAAAGCUCAAGGAGGAUUUGUGGAAAGUGAAGGAUGCUGUUAGUAGGCAGGUAGGGGAGAUUAAGAAUGCGAUUGGGAAGCUGUAUGAUCAAAUAAAUACAGACAAAUAUAGCAGGGUACUAGAGACAGAAAGAAAAAAAUUCGCAAAUCUCAUCGAUUACAUUAUAAGCCAGGUUAGCGAUAUUAAAGGUACGGCAGGCAUAAGAAGCAGUGGUGGUCUUAAAGGGGCUGUGGACAAGGUGAAUGCGUAUGCCGAUGGAUUUAAGACCAUUUUCGAAAAGAAUGCAGAUGAUGGUACGUUGUAUAAGUGGAUUAAUGCAAGUUUGGUCGGCGGAGCAAUACAAAGGUAUCUUCAACAUUAUGGCAUCGAUGAUAGGAAGACAGUCAUAACGAACAUCAAACAAAGAGUUGUGGAGAUUGCCCAGACGGCAGGUUCUACAGAUAAAGUACCAGCUGCGAAGAAGACGGUGAAAGAAACCUUGGAUAGCAUCAAGGAGUAUCUUACAGCGUUUGCUUCCAAAGUUAAGGAGAAACUGCAAGACCAACAUGAAAUUAAAAAGUUCAUCGAUACGAUAAAAAGUAAUACUAAAAUUUAUUACGAUGACACAGAUCAUCUAACAUCUGCGGUUAGAUUAAUUUUAAUAUUAACAUCAACUGCAGCUUCGAACCUAACCGAUGACCUUGAUAAAUUCAUUCUCGGCAAAUCACCUAACAUCGCAACCAUGCUUCAGAGUGCAUACGAAAAAGCCAACGAUUUUUGCGGCAAGCUUAAUAUUGCAACCGGCAAACAGACUGAUGGCAAACCCGGCACCGACCUGCCUAACCUCGCCAAAGCCGUGGACUCCGCAAUCGAGCAGGUGAAGGCUACGGUUGAUGGUAGGUUGAAAGGUGAUACAGCUGAGUCGCUCACACUUGAUUCAAAGACAACGUUCAAUCAAUAUAAUAGUUUCGUCGACCAAACGGAAAGCAAACUUAACGCCCUCACCUCCGCUGACUUCAACACCAUUAGAGAAGCAGGCACCCUCCCCCAGGCGAUCGGUGCCAUUCAGAGGGGAGUGGAGGAGGCGUUGUCGCAAAUCGGAGUAAUUAAUGGCAAGGUCCAAACACAGUUCAAUACAUUAACAUCAAAUUUUCAAAACCUUUGUGAAGCCGUCAUGAACGCGGCGAGAGAUGAUAAGGAUAGCGCUAAGACAAACUUGGAAAAGUUGAAAAAUACCUACUUUAAGCAUUACGACAUUAAGAAAAAGGAUGCAGAAGAUAGCAUAAAGAAAAUCAAGCAUGACCUUGAAACAUUGCGAGCAGGUCCGGUGACUCGAGCCUUGACUUUUGGCGAGCAGUUCCUCAAACCUGAAGCAGAUAAAUUGCGCGACGAAACCACCGAAAAACUUAAACAGCAAAUCGACGACGAAGUAGCGAAAGCGAAAAAGGAGCUCACAACACGAGCCCGGAUAGAUUACGUUUCCACUAUGAAGAUGCUACUCUUGCAAUAUGAGGACAGGGUCGCUAAGGAACUCACUGGCAUUCCGCAGGAAAUUAGCGACGACCUGAUUACGGGCUUCAAGGGUUUCAUGGGAACGUUUGCUGGUGAAAAUGGCAGAACAGUUUCCGAUGUCAAUAUAGAGAAGCUUAAAAGUGUUGCAACAACCAUAUCCUCGACUAAGUACGAUCCCAAGCAUUUCACAGAUUUGGCCAAGCAGUUCCAGUCGUUCUGGCAGCCACUCAACACGUACCUCAAAAAAGAGACCAAACGCGUUCACGCAGCGAAUAACGAGAAAACCAAUCCCAAGCCGUCCGGCGACGAAACGCUCUACACUUCCAAAAUUGAUUCCGUAAGUAACGAACUUAACCGCUUACUCAACCAUCUUUGUGAACAUAAUAGGUACGACUACCGUGUUCCCAGUAUGCUCGACAUUCUAGUAAGAGAAGUUCAUGGUCUCCACCCUGAGUCAUUUUCUGAGCCGAACACUCCGCUGCUGGAAACCAUUGCCCAUGGUUUCCGGGGUCUGGUAGGUGAACUUGGAAAGGCGUACAUCUCCGUCUACGACAGUGAGACCUUUGGCGGUGAGAUGUUCGAAAAGCAGAAAUUAACAGCGUAUGGCACAAAAUUCGCCAAAAUAUGCCUCACCGUGGUUUGCACCCUAAAGGCCACUUUGACCGACUUGACGCACAAUUGCAAGAGUCUACGUGGGCAGCAAAUUAAUAAGUCCACCGACGUGGGAAAAUCAUUUGUCGGCCACGGCUACGCGGUCUCCGAUGCGGCGCUGCAGAACGGUGAGUUGCAAAACAGACCGACAGUGGCGGGGGAGAACGUUGCCAAGCGACUGCUGCUACCAAUUAGUGGCGCCGACGGCAACCAACACCUUAAAUGGUGCAAAUCGAACGAGCGAAGAAAAGCCGACCACUUCCACGUGUUCGACGCCGUUGACUGCAUAUUCAGUCACUUCGAGCAGUACAACGAACUGUGCCACCUGCUCACGGCCUCAGCGAAGCAGCAUCCGUGCUCCGUGUACGACAUAUUGAUCUGGCUCAGCGGUUUCCCGUACACUGCCGUAUAUGCUACGAUGCGUGAUAUCACCAUCAGUGACCUAUUUGACAACCCGCAUAAGAAGGCGGCCGGCGACGACGAACUUGAGCUCACAUCGACUGACAUGGCAGCCCAAUCCAUAACAGCGCACCCCCGAAACAUAUCGUAUAACUACGUACGUAAAGCCGUGGACCACAUCUGUGCAACGUCGUAUGACGUAUUGACUGCCGUCGUCGGCACUGGCGACUCCAGGACCGUCUACGCCUCCGACUUCUGCAACAACUCAUUUAAUUUCCAUUACCCAUCGGAUCCGUCGGACUGCCUGGACAUGCUGCUGGACCUGCUGCGCCGAUUGUUGCCCGUGUUCCGGUUCCUGGAACUGCAGUGUAACAUCACGCCCGAACACCACGGCUGGUCACACUGCCGCUACGGGAGGGACAUCCCUACAACCAAAUCGCAGUGUAACGAGCACUCAAGCGAGGAAGCAAGCGGACAAGCAAAGUGCCAAGUAAACUGCCAACCAACGUCCCCGCUUAUGUUAUAUCUGAGUGACAGCCUCCCUGGCCACUUACCGCACCAACUGCAGUCGGUUGGAUGCAGGGCGAAAUGCAGCACCUGCUCCAAGAGCGCUCCAGGGCAACCGUGCCUGCUUCCUCUCGGAUUCAAGGGCUUCUCGGGCAGCACCAAAACGGGCAGACAGUUGCGUGACGCAAUCAAGACCUUCCUCGGCACAGGCUUAAUAUCCUCACUGAUGUGCCUUCUGCCCAAGCCACCAUCGACGCUGCCCGAGCACUUCCAGUUUGUAUUUACCUUGGUUGGUGCGUUUAAUGCUAGCAGAGAUGGCAACUCAAAUGCCGUCAAUGCUGCGUUUGUGAAGGCAAUAAGGAAGCAGUCCAUCGACUUGUAUGCGGAGCCAUCACAACUCACAGGCGCGCUUAGUGACGCUUACAAAAACGGCCAAAGUCAUGAGGGUAGAAAUCAUCCGAGACCUACGGAGGCCGACUUGUCGAGUCUCUCGAAAACAGAGUCCUGCAAAUACGCUAGUACUGACGACGUUCACUGCGCUCCGUACCUGUCCACGUUGUACAGCGAUGCAUACCACUACGCUGCCGAGAAGCACGCCGGUCUCUACCUGUCAUGGGCAGUGUACUUACCGUGGUCGUUCUGGCAGUGUCUUGAAUCUUUGUUCAGGGCGUUUACCAACAUAUCCUGCCAGGAUUGGGGAUGUCGUCGCUGUACGCAUGGCACAGCUUGCAAACGGGGUAAGCAUGGCGCUGCCUAUAAUUGCCAGUGCAAAGGCCUCGUUGAAUGCCGCGGUGUCAUAAGCACGUUGUAUAGUUUCGGAUUCACGUUCGGCAAUCCAGCAACGCUUUCAGCUGCAGAGGGGAAAAGGUAUUGCCACAAUUUCUACAAACAACUUCACAAUGUAUUAAAUUCCAGCUACUUCAGAAAGCUGUUCGAAAAGUGCGACGAAUUCAUCUUCACCAUCAGAGAGCCGUUUAUAUGGCUCAACGUCGCACUUUGGUCACUAUCACUCUUCUACCUCAUCUGCGUAAUGGUUGGCAGACUGGAUGUGCUCCACAUACGCUCACAUCUGCGAACACCGUCGUCGCACAGGAUAACGGCGCAGUCAUUAUUGGCUGCGGCGCAAGUCGGAAGUCUUGCAAAGAUAUCGUAUCUACAGCCUUAA